Molecule: messenger RNA, 996 nt
Organism: Rhineura floridana
Lineage: Eukaryota; Metazoa; Chordata; Lepidosauria; Squamata; Rhineuridae
Product: olfactory receptor 8U9-like
Exons: 2
Coding region: 1-996 (331 amino acids)
Biological process (GO): G protein-coupled receptor signaling pathway
Cellular component (GO): membrane
Molecular function (GO): olfactory receptor activity; G protein-coupled receptor activity
Source: RefSeq, a predicted model, not a curated record
AUGACUACCACAUUAAAGUCACUUGAAAACACAGAAGAGAAAAAUCAAACAUACAUAACUGAAUUCAUUUUGCUGGGAUUUGGAGAACACCACGAGGCAUUGCAGAUUCCGCUUUUCCUCUUGUUCCUUGUCAUCUAUUUUGUGACUAUGGCUGGGAACAUCCUCAUCCUUAUGCUAGUUGCUACUGAUCGACACCUUCACACCCCCAUGUACUUCUUCCUUGGGAACCUCUCAUGCUUGGAGACCUGCUGCAGCUCAAAUAUCUUGCUAAGAUUGUUAUCCAGUUUCCUUACAGGGAGGAAGACAAUUUCAGUCAAUGCUUGUUUUGUGCAACUUUAUUUGUUUGGCUCUUUAGCAACUGUGGAAUGCUAUCUAUUAUCAGCAAUGUCCUAUGACAGGUACUUAGCUAUAUGUAAGCCUCUGCAUUAUGUCAUCAUGAUGAAUGGCAAGUUGUGUCUCCAACUAAUUGCCACGUCUUGGAUUAGUGGUUUUCUGGCAAGUAUUCUGCCAAUAAUUUUAAUCUCCAAGUUAGUUUUCUGUGUUAGCAAUAAAAUUGACCAUUUCUUUUGUGACUCCUUUGAAAUCAUAGAAUUGUCUUGCAGUGACAUACACAUAUUAAAACUGAUUAUAUAUGUUGUGUGCUCUAUAUGCACCUUUCCUCCCUUUACAUUGACCUUAACAUUCUACUUUUUCAUCAUUGUAGCGAUAAUGAAAAUCCCUUCCACCACAGGGAAACAAAAGGCAUUUUCCACUUGUUCCUCUCAUCUCUUGGUAGUUACACUUUUCUAUGGCACACUGAUCAGUGUCUAUGUGAUACCAAACAGCAAUAGACUGAAUGGCCUUCACAAAAUCUUCUCUGUCUUCUACACCAUCCUGACUCCCAUGCUCAAUCCUAUCAUAUAUAGCUUGAGAAAUAAAGAAGUAAAGGAUGCCUUGAGAAGACUCACCUCAUUCCUAGUAGUGCAAACACAGAAGAAAAGACAGAAAUGGACCUAA